This is a messenger RNA of Phasianus colchicus (ring-necked pheasant), 2023 nucleotides long. RefSeq lists its product as uncharacterized. Gene Ontology annotation, molecular function: ubiquitin protein ligase activity. The record is from RefSeq and is a predicted model, not a curated record. NCBI's taxonomy places the organism in Eukaryota, Metazoa, Chordata, Aves, Galliformes, Phasianidae. Gene Ontology annotation, biological process: protein monoubiquitination; protein polyubiquitination.
UGGGGACACCUGGGUCCCUCAGGGCAGCUGCAGGGAGUUACAUUCACACUGUUACUUAAGUUCACGCUUGAACCUCAUUCUGAGACUCGGUAGACAAACACUGAAAUUGCCUUAUGCUUAGAACCCUGUAUUGUCCAUGAAAGCCUGGAUGACUGGGAAGCAAGAGCAGACCUCCCCCAGAAAUCCUCCAUGCCAUCUGGGGAAGGGUCUAAGGAACAAGUCUUGUGAGGAGCAUCAGAGGGAAUUGUGGUUAAUGUAGCCUAGAGAAAAGGGAAGUCAGGGGAGACCCUAGCACUCUCUACAAUCGCCUCAGAGGAGGUAGUAAGGAAGCUGGGAUUGGCCUGCUCUCCCAGGAAAUGAGUGACAAGAUGAAAUGGUGUCAUGCAGCACUGGGAGACAUUUGAGUUGGAUAUUAGGAAAAAUAUAUUUAGUAAAAUGGUUCUGAAGCAUUGGAACAGUCUGCCCAGGGAAGUAACUGAGUCCCCAACCCUGAAGGACAUGUAGAUGUGGUCUUUAGGGACACAGUUUAGUGGUAGAUUUGGCAGUGCUAGGUUGAAGUUUGGACCUGAUGAUCUUGGAGGUCUUUGCCAAUCCAGAUGAGUCUGUGAUGCUACCGAGCAACAGGCUGUGACAUCACCGGGUGACGAUUGUGACAGCUGUGCCCUCACUGCUCAUAGUGGGGUGCCGGCAGAGCCUGGCUCAGUCUGGCUCGUUCCUGGACCGUGCUGAGCAGCUCUGCGAGGCUUGGAGGUCGAGCAAGUUCUUGGCUGUACUGUGUUGGGUCUUUCCUGGGGCUGCUUGCAGCAUCUCAGUGCCUGAUCCCGCAGUAUCACUUCUGUUUCCCCUGUUGCUCCCACUAGGCCCUGCCUAGUGCAGGCAGCUGGGACCUACUGAGCGCACCCGCAGCAGCGGAGGGCGAGACACCACCGCCGCAGCUGCGUUGAAGGAGAACAACUCGUCAUCCUCGGUUCUCCCAGUGCCUGCAGCGAGAAGAACAUGGCUGCAGAAGAGGCAUGGAUGUGUCCUGUCUGCCGCGAGGUGCGGCAGGACGUGGCACGAGCGAUUCCAUGCAAUCAUAGCUUCUGCCUUGGCUGCAUCCAGCGGUGGGCGAGGCUGAGGGACAGCUGCCCGCUGUGCAGGACAGCCAUGGAGACCAUCCGGGUCUCCGUGCGGGGAGACAACCAGUACGUGGAUUGCGUCGUCUCCCCGCCCGCAGUGCCGGUGCCCGUCGGCUUCGGCACCACCACUGCCACCGGUCCCGACAGCGACGAGGACCUUCUUCCCCCCCUUCCACCACUGUCCCCUGAGCCCAUGGCGGCGGAGCCGGAAAGAGUGGGCGGCCUCCUGCUGGGGGAGUGGGCGGCACUUUUCAGGGUCCGAAGAAACAUCCUCGACCCGGUGCUGCCCUGGCUGGAGCAGGAACUGCGCCGCAACGGGGAGCUGCGCUGGUGGAAGAUCGAUUGGAUCAAGAGCAUGAUCCUGGCAUUCCUCUGCCAGGUGGGGCCGGACAGGGACGUCCUGGUGGACUGCACAGAGCACGCCCUGGGACCCAUCACCGCACCGCUCAUCGACGGCCUCAUCGCAGCCAUCGAGAGCCGGUGCAGCCAGGAGGCCCGGAGGCUGCUGGGCCUCGAAGACCCCGGCGCUGCCCGGGAGCACGAGGACGGCCCCGCGGCCCCGUCCGGUCCCGGCACCGCUCCUGAGGGGACCGUCGCUCCCAGCGCUGUGCCCUCGAGCAGCUCCGCGGGUCCCGACGCAGAGGAGCUCCCCGGCACAUCCAACGGGGCCCUCGGCACAGGUCCCAGCGAGGAGCCGGCUCCCGAGGCAGCCGGUCCCUCUGCCCAGCGCCGCAGCCGCGGCCCCUCCGCUCACGGCCGGGGCAGGAAGCGCUCGGCUGGGGGGCGCCGGCGCCCCACCAAGAGGAGGGCCGGCAGCGCCCAGCGCGAUCCUCCGCCCUGCAAGAGGCGGCGCCCCCGGCCCCUCUAGGGGGGCUCACGCAUUUCCAAUAAAAGAUAAAAACGUA